AUGGUUUACCAAGGCCCCUCACGGGGUUGUGUCUCAUGUAAACGGCGCAGGAAAAAGUGUGACGAAACUCGCCCGUACUGUCUGAGAUGCACCAAAGGCAACCGCAUUUGUGGUGGCUACGAGUCCAACCCGGAAUCAAUCUUCAGACAACACGAGGCGCUCGGUGAUUCUGACACAUGGCCAAAACCCUCGAUUGCACGAAAAUGCAGCCUUCCCAAGCGUGUCCCUAUACCGGGCUCCCCGGUCCCUAGUGACGGCUUUCCCCUAGAAGUGUCUCUAGCCCAGAGUAACCUCUAUUCGUUACAAGCAUUCUUCUACGAAUAUUGUAUCAUUCCAGGACAUCAUUCUCUAUCACUAGGCUAUCUAUCGGGCCUUGAAGAUCUGGCUGUCUCUCUUGGUCUAUCCUCGGAUGUUGUCAAGGCAUGCCAGGCAAUAUCUUGUGCCUCUCUGGGCAAGCAAAUGAAUAGACCGUACUUCGUACAAAGGGCCGAAACAUAUCAUCAAGACCUUCUUGGCUCACUGGCAAAGACGAUCCAGGAUUCACACCAGGCUCAUAACAAUGAAACAAUGAGAUUGGCUAUGCUGUUGGGGCUCUAUCAGAUUAUCAUCGCCAAUGAUGUUGAGCCUGGUAAACAUGAUGUCCAUGCUAAAGGACUAGCCGCACUCACCGAUAUGGGCAACUCACCUUUGUACUUGCUGCGAACAGUUAGACAGAAGGGCUUGAAGACCACACGGAAUGCCACUGUUGGCCAGACAUCAUCUAAACAACCCACUACGAUUGAGAAACCUCAAAAAAUAGCCGCCCUAUUUUCUGUUCCUUCAGCAACCAGACCUGACGAAAGCCUGGAUGACUUGCUUCUCUCUUUGAACGACUUGUGGGAAAGAAGCAAUAGCUGUUCGACCUUGCAGGACUACCUGCUGAUAAAAGACCAGUGCAAUGCGAUGAAUCAGAGGUUGGCACGAUGGCAAACCUCUCGACGUCCUGAGUUUCGCUCUACGACAAUUUCGAGCGUCCCCAGAAGUCAAAAACAGGACAAAACCGAGGUUGGAUACUGGGCUGGGAACGUGGACACCUAUUUUGAUCUCUACGUCGCUCACGUAUGGAACGUCUUUCGGACGGCUCGCCUUUUGCUCAUUGCGCUUAUGCACAGAGUCUGGCAGGCCUGCGAAAUGUCUGCCGACGUUGAUAGGUUAUCAGAAACCGCGAGAAGUCUUGCUGAUGACAUGAUAUCUUCAAUUCCCUUCCACCUGGUGGAAAGCUUACCGGAUUUUAUCAAAGAUCUGUCUACCAGCGAACAGAUAAAGCAUCCCGGCCGAGCAAUCGGUGGGUUACUUCUCACACACCCUCUACACAUCGCUUCCAACUUGCCAUUCCUUCCUGAGCCAACCAAACAAUAUAUGCGAGACUGUCUUUCAUGGAUUGGAUCUUGCAUGGGUAUUGGACAUGCCAGCGUGCUAGCAGAGGCGCGAGAAAUUGACCACGACUCUUUGAUGAGUGCAAUCGUAAUUGUGUGGUCAGGCUUCCUGGGGUAG
This is a messenger RNA of Exophiala mesophila, 1533 nucleotides long. RefSeq lists its product as uncharacterized. The transcript has 5 exons. Bases 1 to 1533 code for a protein of 510 amino acids. Gene Ontology annotation, biological process: regulation of DNA-templated transcription. NCBI's taxonomy places the organism in Eukaryota, Fungi, Ascomycota, Eurotiomycetes, Chaetothyriales, Herpotrichiellaceae. Gene Ontology annotation, molecular function: zinc ion binding; DNA-binding transcription factor activity, RNA polymerase II-specific. The record is from RefSeq and is a predicted model, not a curated record.